Molecule: messenger RNA, 2121 nt
Organism: Podospora anserina S mat+
Lineage: Eukaryota; Fungi; Ascomycota; Sordariomycetes; Sordariales; Podosporaceae
Exons: 3
Coding region: 1-2121 (706 amino acids)
Source: RefSeq, a predicted model, not a curated record
AUGGAUAAGUCGCACCUCAUGCCCGAGAGGCCGGGCAACCGUGUCAGAGUCUCCAGUCCAGAUCGGGAGUCCCACAUUGACGCACACGAAGACUUUUUCUCAACACAUCUGCCAUCUCGUCCUGUUACUCCAAUGGGUCCAGACAGAGACCAUCAGUCUCGCCACCGGAAGCCGAGCAAGAUUGUGUUGUGCUUCGAUGGCACAGGCAAUAAGUUCCAUGGCGACGACAGCGACAGCAACAUUUUGAAGAUAUUUCGAAUGCUCGACAGGACAGCGAGGGAUCAAUCCGGAAUUGGCACCUAUGUUGUCUCGAGCAGCUUGACUCGCACGGGAACGGUGGCGCGUAUCAAGUCUUGGUACAUGAAAGCCAAAGACAGUGCCAUUGGGUCCUCGUUCGAUCAUCAUGUUGUGGGAGGCUAUCGGUUCCUGAUGAGGUUCUACAACCCUGGAGAUGAGAUCUACAUCUUUGGCUUCUCGCGUGGGGCGUACAUUGCGCGAUUCUUGGCCGAGAUGUUGGAUUAUGUCGGACUGCUGUCGCACGGUAACGAGGAGAUGGUGGUGUUUGCGUGGAAAGCCUUCUCCAACUGGCAGAGCAGGCAGGGAGACAACACUCCAGAAGGGAACCAGAAGAAGAGGGAGAUGUACACCUUCAUGAAGGGAUUUCGUGAGACCUUCUCCCGCCCUGUCCGCCGCAUCCGCUUUCUCGGCCUCUUCGACACAGUCAACAGUGUACCUCAGUUUGAGGCAGCCUGGAUGCAAAGGAGCAAGUUUCCUUACACGGCGCGCACCUCGGCAAAGGUUGUCCGUCACGCCGUGAGUAUUGAUGAGCGCCGCGCCAAGUUCCGGCAGGACUUGGUGUACCAGAGCAAGAGCGGCAAGAAGCAGCACCACCAUCACCCAGUGUCCGAUGGUCUCCACAAUCUCCACGAGAAGUACAGACGAAAAUUCGCUGCCGCUCCCGCCCACCAAGGUAAACAGGGCCAGGACGACAGAGGGCGACGGCCCACGUUGGGCGUGCCCACGGAUCCAGAACCAUAUCGCAGGCGCUCCCACUCGACACGAUCACGGCACUCCAACAAGACCGAGGCUUCGGCGCGCCCGACGGAGAACGACGUCAAAUCCGAGGUAUCAAUCGAGCCCCAUCCUCAUCUGGAGGACGCCGAAUCAUUUGCCGAGAGUGAGGAAAGCGACGAGGAGGAAAGCCAUCAGGACAUCGACGAAGUGUGGUUCUCAGGAGGCCAUGCGGAUAUUGGUGGUGGGUGGGAGGAAACCUUUGAGGACUCCAAGGUCGCCAGCCACGUUCCCUUGGUCUGGAUGGUCCACGAAGCGAUCAAGGCAGGCCUGACGUUUGACGAGGAGAAGGUCCGCGAGAUGGGUUGCGUCGAGGCUCUCCAUGACCACGACGAGCCCGACACCGAGGAUCAUGGGUAUAGGCCGCCGUCGUCAGGACAGGAACAGCCCCUCAAUGACGAGAUUGCCCCUCACGAGACCUCGGGCGAGCCCAACCCACCGAUUCCAAACAUCAUGAUCCGCAGUUCGAGUAUGAGCACACCCAAGUUGUUCCAGCAAUCCAGCUUCAAGGACUCAUUUUCUCAGGCCAACGGCGGGAGCAGUGGUGCCAAAAGGUCGGGCGAGAAGGAGGGUGACUGCAGCGGGCAGCAGAAGCCUUCGUCGUUCCGAGAAAUGAUGCACAAAGCGCACACGGCUCGAAUUCACGACUCCCUCGAGUUUGAUUGCGGGCUGAGCAAGACUUCAGUGUUAGCUUGGAAGAUUAUGGAGUAUCUCCCCUUCCGCCGUAUGGACCUUCAAGAAGAUGGCUCUUGGAAGCCCAUUCGCUGGCCCCUCCCCUGCGGGGAAGUUCGUGACAUUCCUGAGGAUGCCCGUAUCCAUGGCAGUGUGAUCCGCCGCAUGAAGGCACACGAGAAAUAUCGGCCAGGAAAUUUGAUCAUUGGUGGUGGUGGGAGAGGGGUGAGGCGUGCUGGAGAGGAGCAUGGUAUUGGCGAUUGGGUCUGUGUUGAGAAGGAUGGUUGUCCGAUUGGGGAGAUUUGGAUGAAGAGGAGCGCUUGGGAGAAGAUGCAUGGGAAUUGCAAUGACAACGAGAAGAAUGGCAAUGCCCACUGA